Molecule: messenger RNA, 1168 nt
Organism: Mytilinidion resinicola
Lineage: Eukaryota; Fungi; Ascomycota; Dothideomycetes; Mytilinidiales; Mytilinidiaceae
Exons: 4
Coding region: 7-1089 (360 amino acids)
Source: RefSeq, a predicted model, not a curated record
AGUUUUAUGCGCCAGAACUAUUCUUGGGGUAGACUUCGCAUUUCAGAGGAAAUAGGACGGAAACUGUUCACGUCUUUGAUGGUACAUCCAAGCUUUUUAGCUGUUGUCCAUCUUUUUGGAGAGAAAACAGAGCCAGUCGAGGAAAGUUUGUCGGUAUAUUUUUGUCACCCUUUAUCGCAAUAUCGACCGAAGAGCCAGGAAAUUCCACCUUUUAUGAACGGUGGAUAUGUCGUUGGUUACAACUUGAAAUAUGCAGCAAGACACGGUAGAUCAUUUCUCGAAGAUCCGUUCUCGGUCAGGGACGCCGGCUUAUUUCAAUUCUACGCCAAAGGAUCGCAUACAGUUGAACGGUGCAAUUGGAUCUUCAUCAAUCUUCCUGAGACUCUGGAGCAACGUUUGGCGGAGGUUCUCAAAGAUGCGGAAGGAAUCGAGUGCGACCUUCAGUUUCAGAUAAACGCGAUGGUGCUUUUGGAUGCAACUAAAGAUUGGAAAAUAUAUGUUAACUUCUUGGAAGAGUUCUUUCGCAGAUUGCUGGAGGUUGGCUUCUACACGAAAGUUGACGGCCCUACAAAUUCUGGAGACAUCAACGCAGACUUUUCAGACAUUCGCAAGCUGCAGCUGUUCACGGAUAAGCUCCGUGGACUUCAUCAAUCUAUACGACUCAACUUGGAUUUGGGUGCAGGCUUGCAACAGUCUAUGAAUGACAUGGGCAAGACAUCUGAUAUGACCUCAUCCGCACGCUCAUCCGCUUUGGAAUCGUUCAAUUCUCAAAUGAAUAUGUUCAUUUGGCAACAUCGAACCCAUCUUGGCAGAAUUGAAUCGCUAAUUGCGCGAGCACAAGGCGUCUCCUCGUUGAUCCAAAGUAUCCUAGACAUCAGAACUGCAGACAGUAGCACUCGCAUAAACAGUGCUGUGCAUGAUAUUACGGAACAAGGAAUGGAGGAAAACAAACUGAUUAAACGUCUUACGCAUCAGUCGACGCAAGAUACACGGGCCAUGAAGGUGAUAGCAUUCAUCUCUGCAAUCUUUCUGCCAAGCACAUUUGUCGCCGUAGGUCUCCAAUGGUGGUAUUUUAGGCGCCAACGUUAACCUGGAGUCUUUGCGCAGACUCUCUUUGGUUCCAAUUUCUUUGGAUUCAAAACAGAAGCAAGUCAUAGCGUUCUCGUUG